AUGUUCGCAACCAUCGGCUAUAUUGUGCCGGAGUACUACAAAUUCCCCGGCUUGCUGUCUCCGUCGCAGGGACUGAAGUUCGCUGAUGUGCCGAAUGGACUGAAGGCGCUCUCAGUGGUCCCGAAGGAGGGUUGGGCGCAGAUUUUGGCCUUCGCUGGCUUCAUUGAGCUUGUAGUCAACAAGAAGACUUCCGAGCCAGGAAACUACGGAAAAGGUUUCCUUGGGCUCGGAGCCGUGGGCUUCGGCAGCUCCAUCAACGACCCCACGUUGCGCGCGAAGAAGCUCUCGGCAGAGAUUGCAAACGGGAGGUUGGCGAUGAUGGCAAUUAUCGGAAUGUUCUUCCAGGACGGUCUCACCGGAUCUGCUUGGGGUGACUGGGCGCUGUAUACGGACUCGCCUCUUCGGGCGUUCGAGGACGAAACUGGUGUCCAAGCGCCAGUCGGCUUCUGGGACCCGCUGGGUCUGUCUGCCAGUGGCAACAUCUCCGACUUCAAGCGCCGCCGGGAAGUGGAGCUGAAGCACGGCCGAGUGGCCAUGUUCGCCACGAUCGGAUAUAUUCUGCCGGAAUACUGGCGCUUCCCAGGCUAUCUUUCCAAGUACUUGGACAUCAAGUUCGCCGAUGUACCGAAUGGUCUGUCGGCUUUCUCCAAGGUGCCGGCCUUCGGCUGGCUCCAGAUCGUGGGCUUUGCGGGGAUCGUUGAGAUCCAAAUCUACAACGAGCAGAUCAAGGAUGAGCCUGGCAACUACGGAGCGGGCUUUUUAGGCCUCAGAUCCAUUGGCAUCAUGAACACCGGCAUCGAGGACCCGGAGGUCCGUAAGAAGAAGCUCAAUGCUGAGCUUGCCAACGGCAGGCUUGCCAUGAUGGCCAUCAUCGGGAUGUUCUUCCAGGAUGGGCUGACAGGCUCGGCUUGGGGUGACUGGGCGAAGCUCGGCAGGUGUCGAAAUGUCAAAGUUUUGGUUUGA
This is a messenger RNA of Symbiodinium necroappetens, 963 nucleotides long. Lineage: Eukaryota; Dinophyceae; Suessiales; Symbiodiniaceae. The record is from the annotation of a GenBank genome assembly.